Molecule: messenger RNA, 2706 nt
Organism: Penicillium oxalicum
Lineage: Eukaryota; Fungi; Ascomycota; Eurotiomycetes; Eurotiales; Aspergillaceae
Product: putative C6 transcription factor QutA
Exons: 2
Coding region: 1-2706 (901 amino acids)
Biological process (GO): positive regulation of transcription by RNA polymerase II; DNA-templated transcription
Molecular function (GO): DNA binding; zinc ion binding; DNA-binding transcription factor activity, RNA polymerase II-specific
Source: RefSeq, a predicted model, not a curated record
AUGAGCUCCGAGCUAGGUCAAGGCACUGGGCCAAAUAGCAAACUCAAGCGAGGAUUGAUAGAUGCGGACGAUGACGGCAGAGCGAAUGCACCAGACGACUCGGCCCAGCCCAAGCGCCAGCGAGUAUCGCGGGCCUGCGACAACUGUCGAACCAAAAAAGACAAAUGCGACGGAGCCCGGCCUGUCUGCUCAACAUGCGCAUCACUGGGCCGUCAAUGUACCUACAAGACCAAUCCAAAGAAGCGGGGACUCCCGACAGGAUACAUUCGGUCGUUGGAGUUGUUAUGGGGACUGGUAUUUCAGAAAAUCCGAGGCAGCGAAGACGUCAUGCGCGCGUUGAUGAAGUCCACCAAUCUUCUCGGUCAUCUCGCUGCAAUGGGGAAGGAAGCUGAAGGGUCGGACACUCUACUUGCAUCUUUCAAAAACAGCAUGAUGCUCAGGGACAUCGAGCGCAUGUUGGUUGUGUUAGAGCAACCACAAGAAGACAGGGAACAAAGCACCUGCCCACCAGAUGAUGCUGAGACACCGCUCGAUGUUGACACAGUCUUAGCGUCCCCAGAAGCACGAGAAUGGCAAAUUCCCACGGAGAUGAAUCAUAAACGUCAUUCGCCGCCACGCGCAGCCCAGCAAAGCCCGGCAGAUGUCCGUCGAAGCCACCGAAGUCAGGAGGCGGGUGUUCAGACGCUACCUUCAACAGAGAUGUCCUCUCCGAUUCGUGCCCGUUCGGGUAUUGAAGAGCCCUCGACGACUGCGGGCAGAGUUCUUCUUGAGCUUCCGCCCAAUGUGUGGUCUCUCCUCGAUGUAUACUUCACAUACACGCAAUGCUGGUUGCCCAUUCUUGAGAAACAUGACAUGCUCCGUACCGCCUACCAGUACACCGACGGCCCACUCAUGAUGUCAAGCGAUGUAGCUGGAUCCGGAGAUCAUGCGGCUUUGUGGGCGAUCUUGGCUCUGGCCACCUUCCAAGAUGCAGCCAACAAGUCGUCGUACGAGCGCAGUGCGCAGUCCCGCUCUGGCAACGCUGCACAGCUAUUUCAUAUCGCACGCUCAUUAAUUCCUGCUGAGGGCUACUCGUACGAGCUUGGUCACGUACAGGCCUUGCUAAUUCUAUCUUUGAUAAAUCUUGGUCAGCAUCAAUGGAAUGCCGCGUGGAUGCUAGUAGGGCAAGCUAUUCGGAUUGCCCAGAUUCUGAGACUGGACCAACCAAGCUUCGAAGUUGCUACACAUUCCAUCACCAGGACAGUUGGUCGAGCUCAACAUGUGUUUUUGGCUUGCUUUCUUCUCGAGACGCUCACUGCGGAGCAAACAUCGCAACUUCCUUGCCUUCGAAAGGGCGAUUUAGCUCGAGUGGGGACUGUCAGCGAGGACGGACUUGAAGAGUGGCAUCCGUGGGAAGAUCAGACUGGCUUCAGCCCAAGUCACUCUUUCCGUCUUUCUAUGCAGCGGGGGCCUCUCCAUGCACUGAGCACGUUCAACCAUCUGAUAUCUCUCGUCUCAAUAUUGAACGACCUCUGCUUCAUCAAGCGGGAUCCGACCGCGUCCCGCGCCCAGCUAGACUCUCUCCAGAUUCAACUUCACAGAUGGGUCUCGUCAUUACCCAGGAGUUCUCGCAUUGAACUACAGAAUCGCCAGUCAAAUCCGCCUUCACCUCAUGUAUUCAGCCUUGAGAUAUUGUACCGGAGCACUGUCAUGAGCCUCAACAUGCAUAUUGCUUCACGCGAAGGUGACAAUCAUCUUUCACAGCUUUCCCAUCGGGGUAAGGCUGUCGAGAGCUCUCAGGCACUCUAUCAGCUGCUGCACUUCUUCAUGGACACCUAUAGCUGUGCAGCGGCAACACCCAUCUUCGGGAUGAUACUCAGUCAAUGUCUCAGAGACUCAGUACAUCAAAAUGGACCAGGGAAUUCUAGAGCGACCUUCUGGCCUAAGCUUGAAUCGCUCAAUUCUCAUCUGAGGCAAAUGUGGAUGACGGCGGAUUCCCUUCAUGGCCCCGCGGGUAGAAAAUUCGAAUUGCAGCAAGACUAUUCUGAGCAUUCCGAAAGCCAAACACCACCGCGUCAGGUCUUAUCAACAUCUGCUCCUCACCAUAGCUUGUCUUCCACCAAUUUUUCACCUGAUCUUGAUGGCCAUUCGCGUCGUCCGAUGAACUCGAUGCUUGCAACGCCCUGGCUUCGAAAUACAUCUGGUCUAUCCGAAACUAGUUAUGUGACGAUGACCCCCACGUCUUCCCUGGCUUCCAUGGCUGGUGUCUUAGGACCUUCGGCUCAUACGGGCCACCCAAAGAGAAACUCGCAGUCAACAGAGCCUUCUCUUUCAUUGGUACAAGAGUCUGCGCUAAACCAUGAAUCUGAUAUUCCGUAUGGCGGGCAGUACUCUACCUAUGCAGAACCAUCGCUUGGUCAUGAUCCCUUUACAGAAGUGGAUGAUUACGGGUCUGUGAGACGUCAGGCCCCGCAACGAAUUGCGCCGGAUCUUGACGCUCUAUUCGAUGAGCUUGCCUCGCUAGAUGGCGCAGAAAAACCCGAUAAUCAGCCUGAGUUCAUGCAAAAUCUUGGAUAUGUUACAGAAAGUGGGGUACCAGAACUCUUAUCUUUCUCGGAUCAGAUAGAGCCAUUUCUGUUGGCCCAAACACAGCAAUUACCGAUGGCCGUGCAAUCUUCUGCAAGGCGACGGGACUCGCUUGGUAUUGGAGACGCACCCCAGAGAUGA